UUCAUUAUUACCACAUUUCAGGCUCGGGUAGAGAGGACAGAUAUAGUAUUUUAGUAGCAGAGGCCUUGGCGGGUCGGUAAUGGUCAUGGCUUUCCAGGCCCCGCGGAGCAAUCCCUCUUUCCCCCCCCAACAACAACCAUUCGAGAACAAUUACUGGCGUGCGAGUCGAAGUCCCAGGUCUAAUGGGUUGCCUGGCUAUGGGUUUUCUCCGUCUGCGACCACUACCAUCAACCUGAACACUCCGAUCGCCGGCGAUCGCACCCUCCCGAUGUAUAAAGACAAGCCGUAUUUCGCCCCGCGGCGCACAGGGCCCCGGACGAGGCGAAGGAAGACCAUAUAUGGUGGCUUGUGUCUAUUUGCGCUUUUUUUGUGGUGGUACUACUCCGGUUCAAUCCCGUCGCAGUCGAGGAUUCACCAUGACACUCCCGACCCGGCCAAGGGCGAAGAGUUUUGGAAAUGGCUGCAGACCCUCGACGACUCCGAACCGACAUACGAUGGGCACAGCGCAACCUCGAAGCACAUUGACUGGGACACGAGGCGGGAGAGGGUUCGCGACGCGUUCAUUGUUAGCUGGGAUGGGUAUGAGAGCAAUGCCUGGGGCUACGACGAGUAUCACCCGAUUGCAAAGGAUGGCCGGCAUAUGGUCGCCGGGGGUAUGGGGUGGAUAAUCGUGGAUGCGCUGGACACGUUGAUGAUUAUGAAUUUGACAUCGCGGGUGCAGCACGCCCGCAGCUGGAUCCACAACUCCCUGCAGUAUAAUCAAAAUCAUGAUGUGAACACCUUCGAAACCACCAUCCGUAUGCUCGGGGGCCUUCUUUCCGCCCAUUAUCUCUCGACUACUUACCCGGACCUUGCCCCCAUCAAUGACGACGAUGCAGGAGCACCGGGAGAGGAUCUCUAUAUCGAGAAAGCGACCGAUCUGGCUGACCGGCUUUUGGGCGCUUUCGAAUCUACUACGGGCAUCCCUUACUCGAGCAUCAAUUUGAAUACCUCCACGGGUAUUCCCUCUUAUAUCGACGAUGGCGCAGCCUCCACGGCCGAAGCGACUACUGUUCAGCUAGAGUUCAAGUACCUGGCUAAAUUGACGGGCGAGGCGGAGUAUUGGCGCUCCGUUGAGAAGGUCAUGGAAGUCAUUGACGCGCAGAAAAGGCAGGAUGGCCUGCUUCCAAUCUAUGUUUCCCCAGAAACUGGUCAAUUCAAGGGCGAGAAUAUUCGUCUCGGUAGCAGAGGCGACUCCUACUACGAAUAUCUUAUCAAGCAGUACCUACAGACUUCGGAACAGGAGCCAAUCUACAAGGAAAUGUGGGAUGAAGCUUUACUCGGCAUGCGGAAGCACCUGCUUACUUACUCGCAAGACGCCCGCUUGACAGUGCUCGGUGAACGGCCUCACGGCCUGGGCGGCACCUUGUCACCUAAAAUGGACCAUUUGGUUUGCUUCCUUCCCGGAACGAUCGCGCUUGGAGCGACCGGAGGACAACCGCUCUCUGAGGCGCGCAAGUCUCCCAACUGGGGCCAACGACAAGAGGAAGAAAUGCGCCUGGCGCGAGAACUGACCAAGACCUGCUGGGCCACGUACCUAGUUACUGAGACUGGCCUCGCCCCGGAAAUCACCUACUUCAAAGUCGACGAUCCCCGAGUCAUGGAAGCAGACAUGUACCCGGAUUCGACGGCCGUCACUGGCCGAAACGACCAGCAAGUCUCGUCACCAGGCGAUCUCCCUCUCCUUUCGAAGCCUCUAUACCCGAUCCCGACCCGAUCUGAUUCGAGCGGCACAUCUACGAAAACCUGGCUUGAUGACCUUGAAAUCCAGCGGAUGGACCGGCAUAACCUCCAACGGCCCGAGACUGUGGAAUCCCUCUUUUACAUGUACCGUAUCACUGGAGAUGACACCUACCGACACUGGGGCUGGGAGAUGUUCAAGUCCUUCAUCAAAUACACCGCUGUCGUGGAGACAGACAACCUCGAUGAGGAAACAGGAGGGAACCCACCGGCCGCUGAAGGAUCGGGUGGCCGCAUCACUGGGUUCACCUCUCUCUCGAAUGCGAAGACCCUUCCCGUUGCGACCAGGGACAAUAUGGAGAGUUUUUGGAUGGCGGAGACGCUCAAGUAUUUCUACCUGCUGUUCUCCGAUCGGGAUUUCAUCUCGUUGGAGGACAAUGUGUUCAACACCGAGGCGCACCCCUUUCCUCGUUUCAAGCCCACCGGGGAGUUGAAGACGGGGUGGACGAGGAAGAGUCGCACGGAGGAUAGUCAGACCAUGGAGCAUCUAGCUCAGAUGUAAUUAUUUUUUCUACUUGUUGUGUAAUCUGCUUGGCAAUUCUGUAUAGGUUGCAUAUCCAAAAUUCCAUACUUUCGACCGCUUGCAUCGUAGCUUCGAA
This is a messenger RNA of Aspergillus uvarum CBS 121591, 2378 nucleotides long. Its product is annotated as glycoside hydrolase family 47 protein. Gene Ontology annotation, biological process: N-glycan processing; carbohydrate metabolic process. The coding region runs from base 80 to 2281 and encodes 733 amino acids. Gene Ontology annotation, cellular component: endoplasmic reticulum; membrane. Lineage: Eukaryota; Fungi; Ascomycota; Eurotiomycetes; Eurotiales; Aspergillaceae. Gene Ontology annotation, molecular function: mannosyl-oligosaccharide 1,2-alpha-mannosidase activity; calcium ion binding. The record is from RefSeq and is a predicted model, not a curated record. The transcript has 3 exons.